AUGAAUGCCUUCUCCGUAUCACUCUUCCGGUGCGUUAGAACCGGGCUGGCCCUGGCAGCGCUGGCCAUUGCGGCGACAGUCCAGAAUGCCGGCAAUCCAGUGGUCAUCGACCGCAGUGGAGUCUACAUAAGGGCCACAGCCAUGCACAACGGCAGCAUCGUCGCUGGUUAUGCCGCCGCGGACGGCACGGCUCAUGUCCUGCGCGCGGCUCAGAGUAACAACGGCGGAGCAUCCUGGACACGUCUCGGCGAAAUCUGGCGCACCGACAGUGCGACCCAUGACAUGGACAAUGCCGAGCCACUGGUCCUGCCCUCAGGACGCAUCCUUUACGCCUUCCGCAACCACGACCGGGUGGCCUCGUCGGGCCAGUACACCUACUACCGCAUCACCAUCUGCUACUCAGAUGAUGGCGGGCGUACAUGGCUGUUCCUAUCGCACGUGGACCAGCGGAAAGCCAACACCAAUGCUGGCGCCAACAAUGGUCUGUGGGAGCCCUUCCUGCGCUGGGCCGCCGACAAUACCUUGCAGGUCUACUACUCAAGCGAGAACAGUGCCAAAGACCAGGAUAACCUGAUGAAAUACUCGACUGACGGGGGCGCUACAUGGCGCGGACCCAUCACCGUGUCUGGCGGCGACCAGGCGUCCUCUCGUGACGGCAUGACGGGCGUGGCAGACCUAGAUGGAGGUGGAAUGAACCUAAUCUGCAUCUUCGAGAGCACCGAGUCUGGCCCUUUCACCAUCACACGCGUGCUGUCUAGCGACGGCGGGUACACGUGGUCCAGACGGGCGCGCGUGUACACGGCGGGCAACGGCAAGAACGCGGGCGCGCCACAGAUCAUCAAUGUAGGCGGCGCGCUUGUCGCGAGCUUCAUGACUAAUGAGGCUACCGACGUGGCCACCAUUGACGGCGGCCAGAUGAAGGUCGUCACCAGUAUGAAUUCCGCCGCCGCCUGGAGCAGCUCGGGCGGUGGCACCGGCACCAGCCGUGGCGCCGUCGUCACCGGCGACAGAGGCUCCCACUGGCCUGGCCUGUUCGUGCUCGACAGCAAGUGCUUUCUGGCGCUGUACACCAGAGAUGGCCUCGGCGCCGUUAGUCAGCGGUACUGUCUUGCCUAG
Messenger RNA from Lasiosphaeria miniovina, 1116 nucleotides. RefSeq names its product Sialidase. The record is from RefSeq and is a predicted model, not a curated record. The coding region runs from base 1 to 1116 and encodes 371 amino acids. The transcript has 2 exons. NCBI's taxonomy places the organism in Eukaryota, Fungi, Ascomycota, Sordariomycetes, Sordariales, Lasiosphaeriaceae.